AUGAGUAGAUACAUGCAGAUCGCCGAGCAUCCCCGUAAUCUUACGCAAGGUCACGUCACUGAAAUUAGAAACUGCAGAGGCAGCGGCUACGCUGCAGACGUAGUCCUUGACGGCCGUGCCAACAAAGGGGAUGUAAUUGAUGAAGAUGUUGUCUAUAAGCGUCGCUUCGAUCUCAGAGCACAGCGCUGCGAGGUUCGGUCCACCAGCAUAGUUCCCAGCGACCUGCACGGCGAAGAGCGCAGUCGCAAGACUAGGACUCGCGAAAUCAAUCGCGGCGAGGGCGCAAACCUCGCGCUGGACAGCGGACCCAUUGAUAGCGAUACCGCUGAUCUUAUCCAGAGAAGCAGGAUUGAUCACGCUGCAGAGCUUACGUCGCUUCCGAAAGAAUUGUAA
Letharia lupina is the source of this 393-nucleotide messenger RNA. RefSeq lists its product as uncharacterized. The record is from RefSeq and is a predicted model, not a curated record. The transcript is spliced from 4 exons. Bases 1 to 393 code for a protein of 130 amino acids. NCBI's taxonomy places the organism in Eukaryota, Fungi, Ascomycota, Lecanoromycetes, Lecanorales, Parmeliaceae.